Messenger RNA from Hippocampus zosterae (dwarf seahorse), 3129 nucleotides. RefSeq names its product glutamate receptor 1-like. The transcript has 18 exons. NCBI's taxonomy places the organism in Eukaryota, Metazoa, Chordata, Actinopteri, Syngnathiformes, Syngnathidae. Bases 109 to 2904 code for a protein of 931 amino acids. Gene Ontology annotation, molecular function: AMPA glutamate receptor activity; transmitter-gated monoatomic ion channel activity involved in regulation of postsynaptic membrane potential. Gene Ontology annotation, biological process: modulation of chemical synaptic transmission; synaptic transmission, glutamatergic. The record is from RefSeq and is a predicted model, not a curated record. Gene Ontology annotation, cellular component: plasma membrane; postsynaptic membrane; AMPA glutamate receptor complex.
UCUCACACACACACGGAUGUAGCGGGCGGGCGGGUGCGAGCGCGCGCAAGUCGGCAGCUGCACGCGGCGCUCCAGAGCGAGAAGGACCACGAGACGAGCGCCACAAGCAUGAAGACUCGACUUCUUCUCGCGCUCGGCUUGGCCGCCGCCGCCGCCGUCGCCGUCGCCACUUUCCCCGCCAGCGUCAACAUAGGAGGACUUUUCCCGGCCGGGUCGCACGAGGGAGAAGUGUUCCGCUUCGCCGUGAUGCAACGCGGCGCCGACGUUCCCAAGCUGCUUCCUCAGAUGGACGCCGUCGACACCGGCAGCAGCUUCGCCAUGACCUACGCUUUCUGCUCGCAGUUCGCCAAGGGCGUGCACGCCGUGAUGGGCGUGUACGACCAGAGGACGCUCAACAUGGUGUCUUCCUUCUGCGGCUCGCUUCACGUCAGCUUCGUGACGCCGUCCUUCCCCGCGCCGGCCGACAGCCCCUUCGUGCUGCAGUUGCGGCCCGGCCUUCAGGGGGCGCUCAUGUCGCUGCUGGACCACUUUGGCUGGCGGCGCUUCGUCUACAUGUACAGCGCCGCGCACGCAGGCGCGUCGGUCCUGAAGAAGGUUCUGGAGCGGGCGGCCGAGCGAGACUGGCAGGUGACGGCGGUCAACUUGGACUCGCUGAACGAGUCGGGCUUCAUCCAGCUGCUGGCCGACCUGGACUUCAAGAAGGAGUUCCAGGUGGUUGUGGACUGCGAGUCGGAGCGCCUCAACGCCAUCCUGGGCCUGAUUUCGGCGCAGAGACGAAACCUGAAGAACUACCACUACAUCCUCCUCAACAUGGGCUUGGUGGAGCUGAACCUGACGGAGUUCCACGCGCUGUCCCCCAACGUGACGGGUUUCCAGCUGGUCAACUGGUCCGACCCGUCGGCGCUGAAGGUCCAGCGGGACUGGCGCGACUUUGAUCCCAAAGACGGCAAAACGGAGCGACGCGCUCUGCGGUACGCAGGCGCGCUGACCUAUGACGGCGUCAGCGUGGUGGCGGCGGCCUUUCGCAACCUCCGACGCCAGCGCAUCGACGUCUCUCGCCGCGGCAACGCCGGGGAGUGUCUGGGGAACCCCCCGGCGCCCUGGGGGCAGGGCAUCGACAUACAGAGGGCGCUGCAACAGGUGCGGCUGGAGGGCCUGACGGGCCGCGUCCAGUUUGACGAGCGGGGACGGCGGACCAACGUGACGCUCGCGGUGAUGGAACUGAGCCGCGCCGGACCCAGGAAGGUGGGCGUGUGGAGCGAGCAGAGGGGCUACGUCAAGACGGCCCGCUACAAGCCCACCCCGGAGGAGUUCUACGGGCUGCAGAACCGCACCUACGUGGUCACCACCAUCCUGGAAGCGCCCUACAUGAUGCUGAAGAAGAACCACCAGCAGCUGGCGGGAAACGACAAGUACGAAGGCUACUGCGCCGAGCUGGCCGCCGAGAUCGCCAAGCACGUGGGCUUCGCCUACCGGCUGGAGCUGGUGGGCGACGGCAAGUACGGAGCCCGGGACCCCGUCAGCAAAUUGUGGAACGGCAUGGUGGGAGAGCUGGUCUACGGGAAGGCGGACGUGGCGGUGGCGCCGCUGACCAUCACGCUGGUGCGCGAGCAGGUGAUCGACUUCACCAAACCCUUCAUGUCGCUGGGCAUCUCCAUCAUGAUCAAGAAGCCCACCAAGUCCAAGCCCGGCGUCUUCUCCUUCCUGGACCCGCUGGCCUACGAGAUCUGGAUGUGCAUCGUCUUCGCCUACAUCGGCGUCAGCGUGGUGCUCUUCCUGGUGAGCCGCUUCAGUCCGUACGAGUGGAAGAAGAACGAGGAGGACGAGGAGGAUGAAGCUGCGCCCGCCUCUUCCAAACAUGCCGCGGGACGUCCGCCUCCGGCGCCGGCGCACGAGCGGCAGCCUCCCAAAGACAAGGACAAAGAGGGUGCGGAGCGCAGCGACGACUUUGGCAUCUUCAACUCGCUCUGGUUCUCCUUGGGAGCCUUCAUGCAGCAGGGCUGCGACAUCUCGCCCAGGUCGCUGUCGGGCCGCAUCGUGGGCGGCGUGUGGUGGUUCUUCACGCUGAUCAUCAUCUCGUCGUACACGGCCAACCUGGCCGCCUUCCUGACGGUGGAGCGCAUGGUGUCGCCCAUCGAGAGCGCCGAAGACCUCGCCAAGCAGAGCGAGAUCGCCUACGGCACUCUGGACGGCGGAUCCACCAAGGAGUUCUUCAGGAGGUCCAAGAUCGGCGUGUUUGAGAAGAUGUGGUCGUACAUGCGCGGCGCCGACCCGUCCGUCUUCGUCAAGAACACGGACGAGGGCGUGAGCCGCGUGCGCAAGUCCAAGGGCAAGUACGCCUACUUGCUGGAGUCGUCCAUGAACGAGUACAUCGAGCAGCGCGCCCCCUGCGACACCAUCAAAGUGGGCGGCAACCUGGACUCCAAAGGCUACGGCGUGGCCACGCCCAAAGGAUCGCCCCUCAGAAUUCCGGUGAACCUGGCCGUGCUCAAGCUCAAUGAGCAGGCCGUGUUAGACAAGUUGAAGAACAAGUGGUGGUACGACAAAGGUCAAUGCGGACACAAGGACGCCGGCAGGAAGGACAAGACGAGCGCGUUGAGCCUGAGCAACGUGGCGGGAAUCUUCUACAUUCUGAUUGGCGGCCUGGGUGUGGCCAUGUUGGUGGCGCUGCUGGACUUCUGCUACAAGUCGCGUCUGGAGUCGCGCAGGAUGAAGGAGCUGAUUGACGCCGCAAUGCUGAGCAGCAGCUUGGGCGGGGCCCUGGGCCUGGUGGGGGGCGGGGCCCUGGGCCUGGCAAGCGAGAACGGCGGCAUGGUAGCGCAGGAGUUGGCACGAGCCAGCGCGCCCGGCUUGGUGCGCGUCAGCAAAGCCGGCGGACUGGGGUCUCCUUCCGCCCUCAUGUGAUCGCGCCCCCAUCAGAAUCAUCGUCCGCCGGUGUGAAUCGAGUGCACCUGAAUGCAUCAGAUGGCUGAAGCCCAGCGACACAAGACUACGAUUUCUACCACUAUUUUCUUCUUCUUUUUAAGCCUGCCACCUUGUUUGGGAGCCAAUUCGCAAAUUGACUUCUCACAUGUACGAUCACGUCUUUCACUUGCUCGUUGAACACAAAGAAAAACUACAAAUACAAAA